ACCCACGUCUUUCUCUCCCCGCACCAGCAGCACAGGCUCAUGUUAACGUUGGUAGAUGUGCCUCAACCGCGUAGAUAGGUUAUUAGCAAGUCCAGUGCAGUUCUCCGUACGAUUCACUUGAAUGGAAGGGCCCGCCAACAGGUCGUAGCCGUCACGAGAUUAGGUUGCUGGUGGCGAAGUCAUUUGCGAUCAUCUGGGGUGCUGGACUGGGUUCGGCGGCUGGCAGCUUCGCAUUCACCGACUCGCCAGAACUAUUAAGUUCCAUCCCGGCCGUCGGUUUGCAUUUACAUAGAACUUUCGUCCAUCGCAUGUUGACAUCUGAUAUCGCGGUGCAUCCUUGCCGUCUGUCCUGCUUCCGCGCACACGACAUCAGCUCAAGCAUAAGCAUCAGCACCAGCGUCAGCAUCUGCGUCAGCAUCAGUGCCAGCUCGGAAUUUCGAUCCCGUCAUUUCGCUCAACGAGACAACUAGUUACGCGCAGGAGUCUCCUGGCGCCUGGUUACUGUCUGGUUACCGCCUGGUUACCACCUGGUUACUGCACCAUCCAGCCUUGAGGCUUCCAUGGAUGACCGCAAGUCGAAAACCAAAGCCAGCAAGGCGGCGACGGCGGCGAAUGGCGGCGUCAGCGGGUCGGGAUUGGGGCUCGGGUCUACUGGAGAUGCCCCCUCCGAGAUGACUCGACGGGACGUGCUGGACAUAGUGCGGAAGCAUUCCGACGCCCUUCCGCGCCCAGGCGCAGCACAACCAGGCGCGGCCCCCUCCUCCGCGCAGCAGGGCGCGCAGGCAGGGCAGGGGGCGCAGGGGCAGGCGCAGAGCGGGGGGGGAGCGGAAGAGAACGGCCUGGAUACCGCGAGCGUGCUGAUGGACGGUCGAUAUUGGCAGCAGAUGCUGGAGCUGUAUUUCGUCAGAGAUGGGGCGCGGAGCCAGCCCGGGGGGAAGGGGGGGAAGGGGGGAAAGGCAGGGGGAGGGGAAGGGGGAAAUGGGGCGGGAGGAGGAGAGGGGGAGGGCAGCAAAGGGGAAGGGGAGAAUGAGAAGGAGGAGAAAGGGGAUGCUCUGUUUGAUGACAUGCUGUUCUUUGUCAGACAAGAGAAAUCCACCUUCGGUCAAAUCCUCAAUUUUAUUGGCUCCCUCAUGCAAGCGGACGGGCCUCAGAACGAGGAGGCGGAGAAGGCCAAGCCCUUCUUUGUGCGCCGCUGGGGGCCCGAUCUGGCGAGGGUGGUGGGGGAGAGCGCGGACGAGGUGGACUGGCGGCGCUCCUUCUACCUCAACCUCAUCUGCCACACUGAGUUCACUCUCACCGUCGCCAUCUGCAGUCGACAGGACCUGGAGGCGCAUCGCAGGUCAAGCAAGGCUCCUGUUCACCCCAUCUCCAAGGUGACGAAGAGGGUGUUUGCGUCCCCCAGCAAGGCGCGCAUCGACAUCGACACGUCAAAGGCGCAGGAGACGCUGCCCUCCUUCCCGGACAUAUGCUUUGCAGUCGACGACUACGACAAUACCUUUGAAGCAGUGGUGCUGGAGGACCCCGACCACUGCUUCUGCGUGAUGCUGAACGCGCACGGCGGGGCGGCGUUUCCCCCGGACGACGUGGUUGAGAAGGUGAACCCGGACGGGUCCCGGCGCGUGUUCAAGCGCGGCACCAGCAGCGAGGCCACGGCGCUGGGGGAGGCCACUGAUGGGCAGCCCAAGAUCACUCUCUUCUCUGGCUUUGUCAGCUACCCGCUCGUGCGCUCCGCCUUCCAAGGAGGCAGUACAGGGUUCAGCAUGUGGGGGCAGACGCAGCCGGCUAAGCCAGAGAAACUCGUGAUGAGGGGGCCGGGAGGCAGAGGGGAGGCGGAUGUGGCAGUGUCUCUCGUGCUGCCUGCACCCGAAGUGCACGCCGAGGAAGCAGAGAAGAAGCGGCGGCCCAGGGAGAGGAAGAAGAAGGACGGGGAGAACCGCCACCGGCCGUCCCUCUCCGAGCUCCAGGGCAAGCUCUGGACCGUGCAGUCGGAGCUCAUGGGGCUGGUAGAAGCGCAGCAGCAGCAGGAGGAGGUGGAGAAGGACAAGGGGAAGGGGAAGGGCAAGGAGGUAGCGGAGGAGGCGGAGGAGCGGAGGAGAAAGAAAGAGGAGAAUCAGCAGCGGUUGAGAGAGCUUCAGGUGGAGUUGAAAUCGGUUCAGGAGCAGCUGCAGAAGCUGGGAGGGGGCGAGGGCACUGGCAGCCCGAAGUACGGGGACAAGUCAUCAGGGGGCAGCGGUAGUGGCGGCGGGAGCAGGGGGGUGGUGGGAGCAGUGGUGGUGCAGGGGGUCGUAUCUCGGGGUUUUUCAAGAAGGUGGCCCAGACCCCUCCCCGUCGCACGAUGCUGCACGACGAUCUAGAGGACGCAGGUGGCUCCCCAGGGGGGGGAGCGCCAGGAGCAGGAGCAGCGGCUGGUACAGCUUUUGCUGGCACCGGCAGUGGUGGCAGCAGCAGCGGUGGUGGUGCUGGUAGGUCGUCUAGUGCUGGUGGUGGGACUUCGGGAGAGGGAGGGGCAGGAGCAGGAGGAGCAGGGAAGGGCAAGGCAGCAGCAGGGGGUCCGGUGGUGCAGCCACUGCGGUGCUGCCUCAUCUCCCUCACCCUGCCGUGGGACCUCCUGGCCUUUGACCUUCUCUUCAAGGAGAUGCCCAUCAAGAUCGACAUCGGUGGCCGUGUCUUCCCCCCCACCCGACCCAGACCCGUCCCUCAAGCUUAGCUCCACAUGCAACAGCGCCUCCUGCCCACCUCCUGCCCACCUCCUGCCCACCUCCUGCCCUCCCUCCCUCUCCCUCACCUCUCCCUCGCACGCACAUCACAUCACCAAGCAAUACCCCUCAACUCGACGGUUGGCACUCCCCAGGCUUCGUCCACCCUCCCUCUGUUCCUCCAUCACCCAGCCGUCCUGCACUCAGCCCUCCCAUGCAACGUGCAAUGUACAAUGUGCAAUGUGCAUUAUGCGUCGUGCGCACGGUUACCAAUUGCGGUGCAAUCAUUGCAUUGCAUUGCAUUGCCGGGCCCUCCACCCACCCACAAUGGUGUGUCUUAGAACCCAACCCAUCCCACCCAAGCCUGUUGCAUACACUGUGCAAUGUACUGUGAAGUGAAAUUCAAAGAGUUAAAUGCGCUAAAAUAGGGUGUGUUGGUAGUUAGUCACUACAAUAGGGUAAUUGCUUGCUGGUUACAUUUCAUCUAUUGGUACGCCCAUGAAGUAGUC
Molecule: messenger RNA, 3205 nt
Organism: Closterium sp. NIES-67
Lineage: Eukaryota; Viridiplantae; Streptophyta; Zygnematophyceae; Desmidiales; Closteriaceae
Source: the annotation of a GenBank genome assembly